AUGACAAACAUCACAAGAGAGAUUAUCAAUACAUGGGCCAAUUCGAUCAAGUCAAGGACGUUUCGGUUCAAUGACACUUAUUCCUUGGGCCCAGCUACUCAUUUGCAGGAGAUCUUGCGCGGGAUAUUCGCAAGACAAGGACAAGAGAGGAAAAUGGUACCAUCGAAUUCGUGGCUCUGGGGAUCGCAUUUCCUCUUCAACAACCAGCUGAAUUUGGUGACUGGAAGCGACGGCUACGAUAACUACCAGGCCCCGGUCAUUGAUGGCCAUCAAUUGUACCUCAGAAGAUUAUGGGCUAAGGGCAGUAUUCGUUUUUUCGAUGUACCCGAACUCAAUUCGUCGUUGCAUUGUGACGAGCACGUACUGUCGGUGAGGUUCAUCAAUGAAAAUGUCUUGGUCAACAUAGAAAGAAACUUCCAUACCCAUUUGGCCCCCUUGUUGCAGGAGAAUCGCACUUUGAUCUACACAAAUGCGCUACAUUCUCCUCCUCCGGCAGCAACAACAACAACCGACAGUUCAAUUUCAAAGACAAUCAAUAUCAAUCGAGACGAUGGUUUAGCAGGAGCUUGCCUAAGUUUGACACCAGUGGAUCUCUUGAAAUACAGCAUGUUGACCUAUAAUCUCCACAAGAUCCACAUUGACACCAAAUACUGCCAUCUGGUGGAAAACUUGCCCACGUUGGUGGUGCAUGGUCCUUUACAAGUCACGUUGUUGUUGUACCAUUUCGCGAUACAGCAUCCCGAGUUGAAGCCGACUCAGUUUAAAUAUCGCACUUAUCAAGUAUGCUUUGUCAAUGAUAAGCUUAGUAUCUGCGUGACCCCCUCGGAUGGCAUUUACGACCUUUGCUUGUUCAAUGCCCAUGAUGGGAGAGUAUAUAUGCAAGGACAAUUGACAUGUCAAUAA
Lodderomyces beijingensis is the source of this 903-nucleotide messenger RNA. Lineage: Eukaryota; Fungi; Ascomycota; Pichiomycetes; Serinales; Debaryomycetaceae. The record is from the annotation of a GenBank genome assembly.